GUGUCCAGCUCUUUUAUAAUUUGCUUAUAGGUAUUGCUUGAUUGCAGUUGUUUAUAACAAUCUAGACAACAGCGCUAAAUCAUGUCUUUGGGUGUUAAGAGUGAUUUAUGGUGGUUCAAGUUCAAUUGACUUUGUUAUCAUAAACGGAGGUGUUUACUGUGGCUGGGAGAGUUAGCUGCAUUUGGUUGUGGACAAGGCAAAAUGACAAUGGAUGCAGAGAAGUUAGAGCUUCAAGAAUUGGACAAAACUUUACUACAGAAGACGGCAGCUAAGCCUCAGGGCAAAUAUGUAAGAGUGAUCCAGCCCUGUGUUGCCGAGCUGGUGGGCACAAUGUUUUUUGUCUUCAUUGGCUGCGUGUCUGUAAUUGAGAAUGUAGAGACUGCGGGCAGACUACAGCCAGCACUCGUACAUGGUUUGGCAGUGGCUGUGUUGGUAGCAUGUAUGGCAGAAAUCAGCGGUUCACAUUUCAACCCCCCCUUUACCAUUGCUAUCUAUUUAUGUGGUGGAAUGCAAAUGGCAAUGGUUGUUCCCUACAUUAUCAGUCAGCUUAUCGGUGGUGUACUUGGAGCAGCUAUGUCAAAGGUUAUGACAUCACAUGAGAACUACAUGAAUGCCACUGGGGCAGCCUUUAAUAUUCUUCAAUCUGAUGACCAACUGUGGAAGGCUGUCUUUGCUGAAAUUGCCAUGACGUGUCUGGUUACUAUGGUGGUGCUAUUGGGGGCAGUGAAUGGGAAGAGCAAAAGUCCCAUGGUGCCAUUCAUGGUGGGCUGCACAGUUAUUAUUAAUGUUUUGGCAGGAGGUGAUGUUUCUGGUACCUGUUUGAACCCUGCAAGAGCUUUUGGGCCUGCAUUGAUGGCUAACUACUGGACUUAUCACUGGGUAUACUGGGUCGGCCCAGUCGGGGGAGGUCUGAUUGCCGCUGGUCUCGUAAGGCUUCUGCUUGGAGAUGAAAAGAUUCGAGUGAUACUGAAAUAAUAUAGUAGUGCUUUAAUGUGUUUACAAUUUCAUAAAAAAUGAAGAAGAAAUAUUUUAUAUUUUUAACAAUAACAAAUUGAGUCACUGUUCUUGGUGUAAAUAAAUACUGAUGUCACCCAA
Molecule: messenger RNA, 1095 nt
Organism: Misgurnus anguillicaudatus (oriental weatherfish)
Lineage: Eukaryota; Metazoa; Chordata; Actinopteri; Cypriniformes; Cobitidae
Gene: aqp8a.2
Product: aquaporin 8a, tandem duplicate 2
Biological process (GO): water transport; transmembrane transport
Cellular component (GO): plasma membrane
Molecular function (GO): water channel activity
Source: RefSeq, a predicted model, not a curated record